AAAACCUGAAGCAAUCUUUUUGAAGAAGAGGGAAAUGGCUUUGCGUAAGGCUAAGGAGAUCGUUUCAACCAAUCCCGUUGUCGUUUUCGGCUCGACGAACUGUCCCUUCUGCGUGGAGAUGAAGCAGUUGUUUAACCAAGUUGGAGCUUCUUACAAACUCAUUGAGCUCGACAAAGAAAGUGAUGGAGGUGAAAUUCUUGCAGUUCUGGCCGAGUGGACUGGCGUGUGGAUUCUGCCCAAAGUUUUCAUCGGUGGAAUAUACAUUGGUGGCAGUGACACUACAACGGUUAUGUAUGCGAAUGGGCAGCUGAUUCCGUUGCUAAUUGAAGCCGGAGCUUAUGGUAAAUCUUGAAAUUCUGGUAAACAAAUACCAACAUCGGU
Hibiscus syriacus is the source of this 381-nucleotide messenger RNA. RefSeq names its product glutaredoxin-like. Gene Ontology annotation, molecular function: glutathione disulfide oxidoreductase activity. Gene Ontology annotation, cellular component: cytoplasm. Lineage: Eukaryota; Viridiplantae; Streptophyta; Magnoliopsida; Malvales; Malvaceae. The record is from RefSeq and is a predicted model, not a curated record. The coding region runs from base 35 to 352 and encodes 105 amino acids. The transcript has 4 exons. Gene Ontology annotation, biological process: cellular response to oxidative stress.